This is a messenger RNA of Tinamus guttatus (white-throated tinamou), 794 nucleotides long. The record is from RefSeq and is a predicted model, not a curated record. Lineage: Eukaryota; Metazoa; Chordata; Aves; Tinamiformes; Tinamidae.
UGUUAGCAGGCUAAUACACGUGACGUAGGAAGAGUCUGAAUAAAACUCAAAAGCCAUGGCAACACACUGGAGGAGAAUCCUGAUAAUGUUUGUGGCAGCUCAAGCACUAUUUGUGGUAAAUACCUUUGAGGAAGAGGAUGUGCCCGAGGAAUGGAUUCUUCUUCAUGUUGUUCAAGGGCAGAUUGGAGCUGGAAACUACAGCUAUUUGAGACUAAAUCACGAAGGGAAGAUAGUACUUCAGAUGCAGAGUUUGAAAGGUGAUGCAGACUUGUAUGUAUCUGAUAUAACUCUUCACCCUAGCUUUGAUGAGUAUGAGCUACAGUCUGUAACUUGUGGCCAAGAUGUUGUUCAUGUACCAGCACACUUCCGCCGCCCCGUGGGAAUAGGGAUUUAUGGUCAUCCCUCUCACCUGGAGAGCGAGUUCGAAAUGAAAGUAUAUUAUGAUCGAACAGUUGUACAGUACCCAUUUGGUGAGGCUUCUUACAACCCAGAAGAAAUGGAGGCAAACCAGAAAUACUCAGCAGAAGAUGAAUCUCAGGAUGAGGAGUCUCUUUUCUGGACUAUACUUUUUGGAAUAUUGAAACUAAUACUUGAAAUUCUUUUUUAAAUUGAUGUACACUGGACUAAAUCACAAUUCAGCAUGUGAAACUGAAUAUGAAUGACUAUAAUACUUAGUACUCUUUGUGAAGUUUCCUGAAGAGGUAUUUGGGUUACUUUUUCUAUACCCAGAAAGGAAGUGGGGGGAAAAGCCAUACUUCAUUCUAAAUCCUCCCCUAUACAUAAAAUGAGCAGCA